AUGGGGGAGGGCCUCCAGGGCAGGGUCCUGGCCAGCAGUAGCCUCCCUGCUCUGACAGGGGACCUGUCCAACCCCCAACUAGGCUUGCUGCAGGUCAGGACCGAGCUGCGCUGGGGGUCCCAGGGUGGAAGGAGGAAGAGCAGAAUCCAAGCUAGUCACCAGCACCCAGUCCUUCAGCCACGCCUGCCUCCUGCACCCAAUCCGCUUGACCAAGGAGCCAGCAGCCUGUACCAAUUCUUUGGCCGACCAGCCUCUCAGAGCUCCAUGAAGCUGACAGCCCUGCUGCUCUGCUGUGGCGCCCUGUGGCUGCUCCAAGACGCUGUAGCUGCCCAGGCUCCUGCCAAGGUCCUGCCCCACCGCUUCCUGCUCCAGUGCCUAGAGCAAGUGAAAAAGAUCCAGGCCCAGGGCUGGGCACUGCGGGAGCAGCUGUGUGCCUCCUACCAGCUGUGCCAUCCCGAAGAGCUGGUGUUGCUUGGACACUCUCUGGGCAUUCCCCGGGCUGGGCUGAGCAGCUGCUCCAGUGAGGCCCUGCAGCUGACAGGCUGCCUGGAUGCCCUGCACAGAGGCCUCUUCCUCUACCAAGGCCUCCUGCAGGCCCUGGCGGGCAUCACCCCUGAGCUGGCACCCACUGUGAACCUGCUAAAGCUGGAUGUGGCUGACUUUGCCACCAACGUGUGGCAGCAGAUGAAGGGCCUGGGGAUGGCCCCUACCGUGCAGCCUACGCUGGGCCUCUUACCGACCUUUACCUCCGCCUUCCAGCGCCGGGCAGGGGGUGUUUUGGUGGCUUCCAGCCUGCAGAACUUUCUGGAACAAGCGUACCAGCUGCUAUGUGGCCUGACUGAGUCCUGA
Molecule: messenger RNA, 849 nt
Organism: Suncus etruscus (white-toothed pygmy shrew)
Lineage: Eukaryota; Metazoa; Chordata; Mammalia; Eulipotyphla; Soricidae
Gene: CSF3
Product: colony stimulating factor 3
Exons: 7
Coding region: 1-849 (282 amino acids)
Biological process (GO): immune response; positive regulation of myeloid cell differentiation; positive regulation of cell population proliferation
Cellular component (GO): extracellular region
Molecular function (GO): cytokine activity; growth factor activity
Source: RefSeq, a predicted model, not a curated record